CGAGGGAUGAGAAGAAAGAAAGAAAAAAAAGCACAGAAAGCGGUUGGAUUAAAACGUUUGAGGUAAAAUUUUCAUUCGCAACAGAAAAAGGAAAACCCCGUGUGGCGUCGAACAAUUGGUGCAGAGGGUUUUAAAACGGCUUGAAAAGGAAAGAUUUAAAGCCUCGCUUGCAAGUGAUUUUGCGCUACGUUUGUGCCACGCGUCCCGAAAACGAACGUUAAAUUAAACUUUGCCACUGUUUGGUGUGCUCGAAGUGUAUAAAUAAAACACAUUGCUGCACGCCUACUGCUCGUUGCUGUGUGGUUGCCUGCUCCUGCACAACAGCAAACAAUGUUUGGCAACGAACGGCUGAACGGCACCAGCCCUACCACCAAGAAGGAAAGCUCCACCGACCACCACCAGCAGCAGCAGCAGCAGCACGAGGACAUGGGCUGCUCCUCUGCCGGAUCCACCGGGACGACCCUGCCGACCGAUGCGAGACCUUCGUUCGCGUCCGUCUUUACGAUCGAAAGCAUCCUCGGGCUCAAUCAGGACUCGAUCGCACACAAGGCGGGAGCUGGCCCACUGCACGACAAGCUGCUGUCGCCGGUGCCGCAGCGGCUGGACGGCGGUGCGGCGUACGAGCUGGAGCAGCACACCAAGCAGAGCCUGUCCAACUAUUUCCGCUGUGCCGGGGCCGGUACGCUGCACCUUCCCGCCAGCCACCAGUCCGACGCGAACAUGCUGCCCACGAACAUACUUGGCAUAGCAUACCCCUCGUCCUGCCACAACUAUCUGCAGCCGGACCUGUUCGCCGCCCAUCUGCACCAGCAGGUGGGCCUGGUCGCCUGCAACGGUAACUUCCGGCCCCGGUACCCAUUUCUGAAUGCGGACUCGCACAUCAAGCGGAAGCGGCGCCACCGGACCAUCUUCACCGAGGAGCAGCUGGAGCAGCUGGAGGCCACCUUCGACAAGACGCACUACCCGGACGUGCUGCUGCGGGAGAAGCUGGCAAUCAAGGUGGACCUGAAGGAGGAGCGCGUCGAGGUUUGGUUCAAGAAUCGGCGCGCCAAAUGGCGCAAGCAGAAGCGGGAGGAGCAGGAACAGUUCUCCAACUACGAAAUCAAUAGCAAAAUUCGAAAGCUCAUCAACAUCCCGGUGUCGGCGCAGGAGAAGCUGCGCCAGCUGCAGACCGGCAUCUUUGCCAAGGACAAACAGCAGCAGCAGCAGCAGCUGGUGCUGCCGAAGUGUGACGAGCUGCUGAGCAACAGCAACAGCAACAGCGACGCGUCGGACGUGGAGGUGGUAUGAUAAAGUGGGACAGCGGCGGAGGGCACAAACAACCAAAACACUAACCAAAAAAACUGGUAAGACGAUCGAGAGAGACAGAUGAAGGAGAAGACAGAAAGAGAGAGAAAGAGAGAGACAGGGAGGUCCUGGAAGGAACGGUGCUUUUCAUUGUGGGGCAAGGGUGGCAAAAAACGGGGAAUAUUAAAUUUUAAGACUAGAUACGGUAGAGUAACAAUUUAAAUUAAAUGCAAAACCACACCUGUGGUGCACGAGACGACAACACGGCAAAGCAAUUUGAAGCUUGUGAAAGCUCCGGGAUUUAAUCGUACCGCAAAUCACAGCAAAGCCCCCCCUGUACAUGGACGCAUCGGUGUUUGAUGUUGUUUUUUUGCUUGUUUCUAUUCAAUUCAGAUGGUAAUAGUCAGUCCGUCUGAAGCAAGAGAGAGCAAGAGAGAGUGAGAGAACGAUUGGACAGUGCAGUAGCAAUGACAGCAAGUGUCAGUUUUUUCUAAUCUUAGUACUUAAGCACACAUUGAAGUAGUCGUAGCAGGCAAUAAGUAAUACAUUUCCCCGUCUCUAGUGUAGAUUUGUUGCUCCCGUAGAGCUGUUGUAGAUUGUAAAUGGAAAUCAAAGCAUUUUACUCACAUUUGCAAAGGGAGUGAAUCAUCUCAGAGCUACCUACCUAGCACCGAGUACUACUCAACCUCAACCCAUGCGAAGCUAAAUCAAAAUCUCCCCCCUCACAAAUCCAGGCAGGCAUAAAUUCUACUUCCCGUGCAGCCCGUAAACUUCAAAAACGAGCGGGGAAAACAGUAGCAAACACACACGUGCCCGAUACAGGAAGUCCAUUUCGGGCACGUUUUGUGGCCGCGCUUAACCGAAACACUACAACGCACCACCAUCAUAAACCAAUCGCAAUUAGCUAAUGGGGCCUGCGCCGGUAACGCCAUCUUUCUUUCAGCGUGCCACGGAUUGGGAAAAGAUUAAAUUACGGGCGUCAAUGUUUAGUUUAGGAGCUGCAUAAUUCACGCACACUCACAUACACACGCACACAUGCAUACUACCGCGAGAGACUGCGAGCAAUGGGGGGAAUGCGGGCAAUGCUUCUAUCGUGCAAUAAUUAAUACUUACCUAAUAGAUAUCGCGACAGUGUGUUUGUGUGUGCAAGUGCGUGUGUGUAGAGGAGCUAGUGUAUAAAAUUAUAAAAUUAUCAACACAAA
This is a messenger RNA of Anopheles gambiae (African malaria mosquito), 2489 nucleotides long. RefSeq names its product homeobox protein goosecoid. The record is from RefSeq and is a predicted model, not a curated record. NCBI's taxonomy places the organism in Eukaryota, Metazoa, Arthropoda, Insecta, Diptera, Culicidae. Gene Ontology annotation, cellular component: nucleus. Gene Ontology annotation, biological process: regulation of transcription by RNA polymerase II. Bases 331 to 1290 code for a protein of 319 amino acids. The transcript has 3 exons. Gene Ontology annotation, molecular function: DNA-binding transcription factor activity, RNA polymerase II-specific; RNA polymerase II cis-regulatory region sequence-specific DNA binding.